Molecule: messenger RNA, 996 nt
Organism: Colletotrichum phormii
Lineage: Eukaryota; Fungi; Ascomycota; Sordariomycetes; Glomerellales; Glomerellaceae
Exons: 1
Coding region: 100-624 (174 amino acids)
Source: RefSeq, a predicted model, not a curated record
UAGAUGAUGGGUAUCGGAUGUUGGUAGGACCAGUAUGACUAGCUGUUCAGCCACUUUAACCAUCUUUGGCAUCGAAUAUGAAAAAGUGUAUCCCUUUUAAUGCUCCCUUGUGUAUCUGUAUCCAUAGCCUCCAAGACCCUUGUUCAUCCGAGCGCCGCUCCCAAGCGCCAGCUUGACACCAGCUUGACCAGGUUCUCUCUGCCCGUUCAGCUUCUCUCGUCCCUAUCUCGGCCGUUGAGCGUUUUACGUGAUUUACAAGAAGCCAAAAAGAACCCACCUACGCAGAACGCACGACACACCGCUGAUCGUCGAAGAGGGACAUCCGACGGGAGUACCUACAACAGUGAGUACCUAUCAUGCAGAGACGCAAGGAAAGGGCAGCGGCAGCAGCCCCAUGUCUCUCUCUUUUGGGGGGCAGCUGGGAAAGCGGGCGCGCGGCGCGUGGCUUGUCGAUCGUGGUGGUGUCAGUGGUUGGUGCCUUUGGUGGUGGUAGGCCCCGGAAGGCGAUUCCGUGGGAGCCGGGGGACGCUGUAUAUUUGCUUUUUUGAGUCGUUGUUCGUCAAGGACUGCUGUGUAGGGUUUAGCUAUGACUUGAGCUGUGGACCACUGGACACUGGGUUUUGAUUUGGUGUAUCCGUAGCACUCUACCUAGCUAAGUGAAUCGGGGGGUGGGUGUGUGUGAUGGGAAAAAAUUCUUCACGUGGAUCGGAAUCCUAUUUUGUGAGGAUUGAUAUGUUCGUGAUGGCUGGGGUUGGGGAUUUGGGCCAAGGUUGUCACGUCACGCUGAAGCGAGGCUAGGGAUAGUCGGGAGUCGGAAUCGGAUGGUGAGACUUGGGGGACCCAGUAGGUAGGGAGAGCAUCGUGGCAUCACAUCAUGUUCGCUUCUCGGAUCCCUCAGCUAGCAUCCGGGCAGAGGAAGGACUGAAUAAGUUUAAGUUGGUGGUGGUGUUCCAGGUCCGAACAAGUACGAUCAACCCAAGUUCAGGUAGUUAGUCC